AGCGCCGACCGGACCGGGCUGACCCCGCUGUUCCACCGGCUGCGGCUCAAGGAUGGUGACUGUGCCACCCCAGUGUCCCGUGCCCGGGGCUCCCGCAGCAGCGUUACCACGGUGCCUUGCACCCCAGGACCUCCACGAAGUGCUACCUCGGUCCCCCCCAGCAGCACCACCCCAAUGCCUUGCACCCCUGGGCCCCACAACAGCACCGUUUUGGAGUCCUCCCAGACUUCUACCCUGGGCCCCCGCACAUCAGAGAUCCCCAGGACUCCCAUCCUUAAGCCUGGUGCCUCUGAGGCCCCCAGCAACCCCACCGUAAUGCCUGGUGCCUUGGAGCCCCCCAUCAGCACCAGCCCAGAGGCCCCUGGCAGUCCUAUUCCAGAGGCUGGCACCUCAAGGCACCCUGACAAUGCUGUGCCAGCACCUUUGUGCAGCCUGGUCUUGAGGCUCAGCAACACGGAGCCCCCCAGCAUCACCGUGCCAGCUUCCCUGUGCAGUUCCAUCCCAGUUCCCAGCACCCCAAAGUCCUCUGGAAACACUGUGCCAGCUUCCCUGAGCAGCUCCAUCCCAGUUCCCAGCACCCCAAAGUUCUCUGGAAACACUGUGCCAGCUUCCCUGAGCAGCUCCAUCCCUGUGCCCAGCACCCUGGAGUCCCCUGGAAACACUGUGCCAGCUCCCUUGUGCAGCUCCGUCCCUGUGGCCAGCACACCAGAGUCCUCUGGAAACACUGUGCCAGCUUCCCUGUGCAGCUCCAUCCCUGUGGCCAGCACACCAGAGUCCUCUGGAAACACUGUGCCAGCCCCGCUGUGCAGCUCCAUCCCUGUGGCCAGCACCCCUAAGUCCCCUGGCAGUGCCAUGAAAGCUCCCCUGUGCAGCUCCUUCAUAGGACCCUGCACCCCAGGGCCUCCCGGCACCAGCUUCACCCCACAGAAAGCUUCUUUCCAUGGGUGGCAAGUGGCACCCCCAGACUUUUCCUGCAGCUCUGUGGCCUCCGAGUCCCUAUCUGGAGAUAGGAGUGUUGGUCCUCUGCCUUGCCAAGGCACCCCUGAGGGAGCUCAGUCCCCUGUCCCCCCAGAGCAGAGCCCACCUGGACUCGCUUCCAUUGGGGCAAGUAUGUUGGAGCCUGCUGGGUCAGAAGCAACCAUUGCCCCUGUCACCUCUCCUGAGUCAGCCCUGGGUGCUGUGUCCUGGAUGUUACCGCUGGUGUGGCUGGAGAAGACCCUUAAUGUCCCAUCCCUGAUGGAAUCCCUGCAGCACAGCCUGCCCCUCCACAUGCCACAGCAAGAUGCCAACUGCAGUGUCACCCCAGUGGCCACUGCGGUCACUGGCACCAGCAUGAGCCCAGUGGCCACUGCCGUCACUGGCACCAGCAUGAGCCCAGUGGCCACUGUGGUCAUUGGCACCGGCAUGACCCCAGUGUCCAGCGUGGUGGCUGGCACCAGCACGACCCCAGUGGCCACCACCAUCACUGGCACCCGCACGAGCCCAGUGGCCACUGCGGUCACUGGCACCAGCAUGACCCCAGUGUCCAGUGUGGUGGCUGGCACCAGCGUGACCCCUGUGGUCAGCGUGGCGACCAGCACCAGCAUGACCCCAGUGGCCACCACGGUCACUGGCACCAGCAUGACCCCAGUGUCCAGCGUGGCGGCCGGCACCAGCAUGACCCCAGUGGCCACCAUGGUCACUGGCACCAGCAUGACUCCAGUGUCCAGUGUGGCGGCCGGCACCAGCAUGACCCCAGUGCCCAGUGGGGUUGCUGGCACUUUUGUGGCCAUCCAGGACCUGUGGGAAAGGAGUGUAAACACAUCUGGGGGAGGCCUGCCCUGUGCCAAGGACAGUGCUACUGAAACGGACUCCUUGCUCUGGCACUGUCCCCGGGAGCAGCUGAAGACUCUGCCACGGGCAGAGCUGGAGGGGCGGCUGGAGAGCACCCUCAUCAUCAUGGAAGCCCUGGCGCUCCAGCUGCGUGACUGGCUGGGGAGCCAGCGGCUGCUGCCUGGCGUGGGGCCGGCUGAGCAGAGGGACAUGAUCACACAGACGGACAUCACCUGCCCUGAAGGGGAGGAGGAGAUUUACCACCACCUUUACCUCGAGCAACGGAAGAAAACAGCGGCCCUGCAGCGGCAGCAGGAAGCGGAGCAGGAUCUGCAGCAGGAGCUGGAGCUGGCUACCAAGAACAUAAGUGCCUGGAGCAGCCAGUGUCUCCUGUUCCGGGGCGUUGCGGAUGCCGCCUUUCAGAGACUGAAGGAUGAGAAGGGAGCCCUUGCACAGGAGCGGGAGCAAGUGAGGGCCCUGGUGUCCCGGUGCCAGGCCAUGCUGGAAAGAGUGCCCAGCAAACUGCGGAGCUGCCUGGAGGAGCGGGAUGCCAUGAGGCAGCGAGCAGAUGAAGCCCUACGAGCAAAGGAGGAGGGAUAUUGUUUCCUGGAGGCCUUCCGUGCCCAUGCUAGCGCCCAGAUCAGUGCCCGUGACCAGAGCUUGUUCUCCCAGAGGGAGCUGUGCACGCUGCUGGCAGAGGCCACCGACCUGCAGAAAUCCCUGUCUGCUGAGACUCAGACUUUCCGGGAAAUCAUUGAUGUCACCUUUCAAAAUCUACAGAAGGAAAGGAAAGCCAUGCAUGUGGAGCGGGAGCAGGUGAGGGCCCUGAUGUCCCGGUGCAAGGCUGUGCUGGAGCGUGUGCCCAGCAAGCUGCGGAGCUGCCUGGAGGAGCGGGAUGCCAAGAGGAAGCAAGCAGACGAAGCUCUUCAAGCCAGGGAGGAGGUGUCCUGCCAGCUGCAGGAGACCUCGGUGGCCCUGCAGGACGUGGAGGCUCAGCUGGAGCAGCUGACAGAGGCCAACUCACGCCUUGCAACAGACCUGAGCACCGUGAUGAGAAAUCUGGCCAGUGCGGAACAGGAGCGGGAUGCGCUGCAGCAGAACAACAAGCAGCAGCAGGAGCAGAUGGAUGAGCUGGCACAGGAGAACAGGACCCUGAAGGGGAGGUGUGAUGAGCUGUGCCAGGAGCUGCUGGAGGCCACCGAGUGCCGAGAGUUCCUCGAUCAGGAGAACAGAAUGUCCCGCAUGCAGCUGCUAGAGGUGGAGGCCAGGCUGAACUCCACACAGGCCACUCUGCAGGAGCGCACCCUGCAGCACGAGAAGCUGAUGGAUUCCCACCAACGCCUGCGGGAAGAGCACGCUGCCCUCAGCAAGGAGCUAGAGAGCACCAAGGCCGAGCUCCUCAGUGUGCAGAUGAAGAGGAGCAAAGUUUCCUGGUGCUCCAAGGACAUUGCCGAGUGCCACACGCGGCUGCAGGAGCUCGCUGACUGCCUCAAGACCGUUCUAGAAGAGCAGGAUAACGAUGAUGCCCCAUCGAGAAGCAAAGCCUGGACCCCAUCACAGCAGGCCACAGGCUGGCAGACACCCCGCCGUGCCUGGACCCCUGGGUUCCGCGUGCCCGCGCACCGCACCCCACACUGCGCCGGCAGCUCCUUCGUGGGCAGCGUCCUGAAAGCCGUGUCAGGGAAAGAUGCCAGUGAAGCCACCAGAGGCGAGACUGCUGUUAGCAGGGACAAACUUACAUCCACACCGAAGGCAAAAGAUCCCGAGGAGAGUCUGCUGGAGAGCGUCAAAGAGCUGAGAGCUCUGGUCUCCAACCUCUCCAUGCUGAGCUUCCGCAUCCAAGAGCUGGAGCAGAGCGAGUUCAAGGCACUGCAGAUGGAAAUUUCUGACUUGCAGCUCCGUCUGGAGACGGUGACAGAGAAGAGCCAGGAGAAGAUGGAUGCCCAGGCUGCCACCAUUGCCAAGCUGAACAAGGCACUGAGGACCAAGAUCGAGAAUGAGAAGGAGCUGCAGGACGUGGUGAAACAGCAGGAAGAGAAGAUGUUGCAACUCAUCGACAAGAGUGGGGAAGUCACGAUGCUGAAGGAAGAGGUCUCCCAGCUGAAGCGCUCGCUCCAGCGUGCAGAGACAGAGGCCAAGGUGCUGUGGGAGGAGAUGCGGGGGAAGGAACCCAAGGUUGACACGGCCCAUGUCCAGGACCGGGUCCUGCUGCGGCAGGAGGUGGAUAAACUGCGGCUGCUGCUCCUGGAAAAACGGGAUGAGAAGCGUCUGCUCUAUGACAAGUACCUGGAGCAGGAGGUGAGGCUCCAUCAUGCCCAGAAAGAGCUGAGGACCCAUGAGGAGAUGAAGGAGAAGAUAAAAGAGGUCCUGUCAGCCAUCCCUGAGGUGGCAGUGGUCUGCCAGGAGUUCCCCAGCCUGCUGUGGUACCUGGGCCUGAAGCCAGCCAGCAAGGAAGCUGAUGAGUCCCCACUAUAGCCCAUAGCCUAAAACCUUU
Messenger RNA from Empidonax traillii (willow flycatcher), 4306 nucleotides. It is a transcript of the gene SPAG5, whose product is annotated as sperm associated antigen 5. Lineage: Eukaryota; Metazoa; Chordata; Aves; Passeriformes; Tyrannidae. The coding region runs from base 175 to 4287 and encodes 1370 amino acids. The record is from RefSeq and is a predicted model, not a curated record. The transcript is spliced from 24 exons. Gene Ontology annotation, biological process: regulation of attachment of spindle microtubules to kinetochore; cell division.